This is a messenger RNA of Brienomyrus brachyistius, 1025 nucleotides long. RefSeq lists its product as uncharacterized. The record is from RefSeq and is a predicted model, not a curated record. Bases 79 to 762 code for a protein of 227 amino acids. The transcript has 5 exons. NCBI's taxonomy places the organism in Eukaryota, Metazoa, Chordata, Actinopteri, Osteoglossiformes, Mormyridae.
CAUCUUUGUACAUUAAAUGCGUCCGCCCAUUGGAAAGAAAAUCGUCUAUAAACUCCACCUGUAGACAGCAAGUAAGUCAUGGACACGACGUGCAUCUCUCUGAUCGUUCUCCUCGGUUUGGGCUGCUCCACUCAGGAGAGAAGGUCUGAGGAGGCUGAGCUGAGGAUCGUCCGACUGGGGGACAGUAUUACCCUGCACUGUGAUGUCAAACAUGAGCGUGAAACUUUCUGGUACAGACAAUGUUCUCAUGAGAACCAGCCACUACUGAAAAUGGCUCGUUUGGAAUUAAUGGAUAAUCCUCAUCCUCGAUACGCUUUCGUGUGGGACUCCUCAUCAAAUUCAUAUAGUCUGUUUAUUAAAAACAUUACAGAGUCUGAUCUGGGAUUUUACUACUGUUCCACAAAAUAUCUCAGAAUUUCACUUCAACCCAAUGGAACAGCUACUGAUGAAGUAACUGACAAUUUUGGAGGUCUAACCAUUAGGCUCCUGACUGCAGAUGAUUUCAAUGGCACCAUAAGGACCCCCAGCGGUUCUGCAGCAGGGAUGACCCAGAGCUGGGUGCCGGUGCUCAGUGUGACGGCGGCUGUUCUGCUCUGUGCUCCUCUCUCUCUCGGUACCUACUGGCUGGGGAAAAGACAGGGUUUAAAACGAUCCACAGCAAAACAAAGGAUUACAAGAUUUAAUGAUGAAGAGGGGCAGGCCAGAAGUGAUGGACGACAACUGCUUGGCAUUUACACAGAGGUCAAAUACAGCCCACUGUGACCUCUGCCACACCUCUACAAGUCAUGUGAUCUAGAUAACCCCAGCCCCCAGGAAUCACUUUAAUUUUAAAGUCUAGUUGAAAUAUAGAAUGGGUAUACAGCUUUGUUUGGUAUAAUUAAUGAAUAAUAAAAUGAAAAGAAAAUUCUUGUGUUCUCCAAAACAUUACUGAUAUCUUGUUGGGUGGCUAGAUGAACACCGCUUCAGUUCCCAAACCUCUCCUCCGGGGCACCUCAGCCGUUCCAUGUAUUCAUUAAAUUUCACCA